Molecule: messenger RNA, 324 nt
Organism: Theileria equi strain WA
Lineage: Eukaryota; Apicomplexa; Aconoidasida; Piroplasmida; Theileriidae
Exons: 2
Coding region: 1-324 (107 amino acids)
Source: RefSeq, a predicted model, not a curated record
AUGGGUUCGGUAACCAAGACUACAACUACCGAGACUUCUGGUCAAUUGGAGAUAACCAAGGAAGGAAAUAUCGCAACAUUCACAGAAAAUCUAGUCUACGAAACCGUUAAACUGGACGAAUGCGAAUACGAUCCGGAUUCAGAGACGUUUUACUAUCUCUGCCCAUGCGGGGACAUUUUCGAGCUCACUCUCGACUCUCUCAUCCAAGGAGAUGUGGUCGCUGAAUGCCCUAGCUGUUCGCUGAGAAUCCGUGUAGAACUCGAACCGGGUGAUCUGGACCCUUAUACACGAGAAAGAGGGAAUGCAAGUGUUGAUAAUUCUUAG